Ananas comosus (pineapple) is the source of this 3976-nucleotide messenger RNA. RefSeq names its product disease resistance protein RPM1-like. The record is from RefSeq and is a predicted model, not a curated record. Gene Ontology annotation, biological process: defense response to other organism. Gene Ontology annotation, molecular function: ADP binding. Bases 869 to 3643 code for a protein of 924 amino acids. NCBI's taxonomy places the organism in Eukaryota, Viridiplantae, Streptophyta, Magnoliopsida, Poales, Bromeliaceae. The transcript is spliced from 3 exons.
AUAAUAACUGUUGGGCCCAACCAUCGGCCCAAAAUGCUUAAGUCCAGUUAUUAUUACUAGUGUCUAAGUCUUUUAUAAACCCAAUCACAUUCUCAUUCAUAUCCGAUGUGAGAUUAUUGGGGUGUGACAGCCACGAACUCAUCGCCUCCAUCUACUCCGCCCUCAUUCGCGCCCGCUCCAAGUCCUCUUCCUUCAGCGUCAGCGUCAAUGCCGGCACCGGCAUUGGGGAAGGCGGAGAAAGAGGAGGCGGCAACAUCCUUCUUACCGUCGCCGAAGGUCGACGUCGCAAAGACGGUGGAGGAGGCAAGGAGGGUCGGGGGGAAAGAGAGAGCGAGAGCGAGAGCGAGAGAGAGAGAAAGAGAGAGAGAGAGGAAUAAGAAUAUUUUAGUCAGUUUUCUAAAAAUUUGAGCUGAAUUUGUAAAAUUCAAAAUAGUGACCCAUUUUUAUGAAAUCUCGAAACUAAUAGAUAUUUUAUGCAAAAAGGCCAUUUAUUAUUAUUGAGAUUAGAUUUUACAUAGAUAUUUUAGUAAUUUUAGAAUAAAUUUAAAAAUUUUGAAUAGUAGUAAAAGGCAAAUAAUCAAAAGGAGCCCCUAUAAUUCCAUGGCACACUACAACCAAGUACUGAUGCGAAAAGUCAAGAGGGAAGUUUCUUGGUAGCUGCAAUGUCCAAAUCACUUGCUCCCAGUUUCUUGUUUAUAAUGUGUAGUUCAUCCUCAUCUCCCACUCCUCAAUCCCUAAUAAAACAUUUACUUCAAGAGCUUCUCUAGUUGCAGUAUUUUCUCUAGUUAAAUUUGAGAUUAAUUAUUUUGGAGCAGCUCCCUCUUCAAUCUCCUUUCUGGAUCUGUGGCUCAAUUCAGAGGAAGUGCCCAUGGCGGAGGCUGUGGUAAGCUCAUUACUCCUAAAUAUCGGUGCGACCUUAGCUAGUGAAGCAACUAAAGCAGCAACAUCACGAUUACUAACACGGAUAUCAGCAAUGGAAGACCUUGUGGAGGAUAUAAGUGACAUUAAGGGUGAGCUUCAGAGCAUGCUAUCCUUCCUACGGAUCGCUGAAAGAUUAAAACAGAAGGAUGAGAGCACAACAACCAUCAUAAAACAAACAAGAGAUUUGGCUUUCGACAUUGAGGAUAUUAUAGAUGAGUUCACAUACAAGCUCGGUGAAGAGCAAGGAGGGGUCCAGCCUACAACAGUCAAGAUGUGCAGAAAUAUAGCAACUUGGCGUCGCCUUAGCAAGAGGCUUAACAAAAUCAAAGUUAAGCUUCGAAACAUUAAGGAAAGAAGGGAGCGAUAUGAUACAAGCAGAAUGGAAAAUGAAGCAAGACCUCUAAUAGCUGCUGGCGGUAGCAAGAGCCCCGCAGAAUUAGCACAUUUUGUCGAGGAGGAUGAUAUCGUGGGUAUUGACAAGUACAGGGACUUGUUGCUCAGAUGGUUGAAAGAUGAGGAUGAGCAGCAACGACAGCCCAUGAUAAUCUCAGUAUUGGGGAUGGGUGGUCUAGGGAAGACCACUCUCGUGACUCAUGUGUACAAUAUCAUCGAAGCUUCUUUUGAUGCUUGUGCCUGGGUUGCUGUAUCUCAAAGUUAUGAGACGGAUGAUUUGCUUAGACAGAUCUUAAAAGAGUUCUAUAGGAAAGAUCGUGAGAAAGGAGAAGCACCUAACAACAUUAAUACCAUGGAUUAUAGAAGCUUGGUUGAGACUAUCCGCACUUAUUUGCAGUGUAAAAAGUAUGUACUUAUUCUGGAUGAUGUUUGGAGUACUGAUGUACUGGACAAUAUAAAGAAUGCACUUCUGAAUAGUAAUAGCAAGAGUAGAAUAGUUCUCACAACAAGGAUUCGCGAUGUAGCACUAUUAGCAAACGAGAACCGUAUGUUUGAGCUAAAGACGCUAGAGGCAGGUCAUUCAUGGGAUUUGUUUUGUAAAAAUGCAUUUUGGAAAAGUGCAAACAAGAUUUGCCCACCGCCCUUAGAACAAUGUGCUAAAAAAGUUGUCGAGAAGUGCGGUGGCUUGCCCCUUGCUAUCGUAUCUAUAGCCCGUCUCUUAUCAUUUCGAGAUGAAACAGGUUCCGAAUGGGAGAAGGUUUACAAAGAUCUUGAGUGGUAUCUAACUAACAACGAAUCGAAGCUCCAUGAAAAAGUACAUAACAUUUUGAAACUUAGUUUUGACGAUCUUCCCUAUUACCUUCGAAAUUGCUUCUUAUAUUGUUCCAGCUUUCCGGAAGACUAUACAAUUGAAAGUUACAGGCUCAUAAGGCUUUGGGUGGCCGAAGGGUUCAUUGAAGAAAGAGGAAUAACGAUGGAGGAAGUGGCCGAGGACUACCUUCACGAACUAGUUCACCGCUGUCUACUACAAGUGGUUGAGAGGAACGAUAUCGGUAGAGUUCAAGAAUGUCGAAUGCAUGACAUCAUUCGAGUCCUUGCUCUUUCGGAGUCAAAGGAGUUAAGUUUCUGCAUGGUUUACGAGAAUUCACGGACAAUAUUGCAGAGAUCCAAAGUGCGCCGCUUGUCAAUCCUAAGCAAUAUAACUAAUUAUCGUACUGAAGACAAAUCUCAUUUGCGUUCAGUGCUUGUUUUCAACAAUUCCAUGAGCAAUGAUUUACUGGAGUCGGUCUUAAGAUCAUCAAAAUUUUUACGUGUCUUGGAACUACAAGGAGCGCGAAUCGAGAAACUACCGAGUGAGAUUUGUAACCUAUUCAACCUGCAUUAUCUAGGCUUGCAGCGAACAAGAAUAUACGAGCUUCCAAGAUCAAUCGGGAAGCUACGAAAUCUGCAAGUAUUAGAUGCAGAUCACACUGGAAUAGAAAAGCUGCCGGAGGAAAUAACAGAGCUCCAAAAGUUGAGACAUCUACAUUUGUCCGACGACUGGGGUAAGAACAUCAAGGCACCGGUGGGAAUAUGGCGCUUGAAGGGCUUGCAGACUUUAACACCUAUUGAAGCAACUGAGGAGAUUGUGCGGAAUGUAGAAGCUUUGACAGAGUUGCGGACAUUUUCAAUAACGGGCGUAAGAACCCAUCACUGUGCAGACUUGUGGAAUAGUAUCACAAAGAUGAGCCAUCUUAGCAAUUUAUUUGUCAGCAGUGAACGUGGGCAAGAAUUACAGCAGUUGGGCACCCUGCGCCUACCUCCACCAAUUCAAGCAUUACAUCUGUAUGGUGCAAAAUUGGAUGAAGAUACGUUUCCUCACCUGCAAGCGCUGCCCGCGUUGAUAGUUCUCUACCUUUAUGAGGCAUAUGACGGCAUGAAGUUGCACUUCCAAGCAACAUCAUUCCCGAAGCUAAAGAAAUUGGGAAUAGUAGGUGCCCCGGAGCUCAGUCAGGUGGAAAUCGAAAGAGGAGCAAUGGCAAGCCUGUAUAAGCUUCAGCUAGACGGUUGCCUCGAGCUAAAGGAGCUGCCCCACGGCAUCGAGUACCUUACCACCCUUCAGGAUUUAUACAUUGGCCAUCUAGCAGAGGAACUUGUUGAGCUGCUUCUAGGAGGAGGAGGAGGAGGAGAAGGCGACCACAGCAAUGACUUGCGCACGAGGGUUCGCCACAUCCCGAAUUUUACUAUUUCAUUCAAACGAGACGAAGGGAGUGUCACAGAAACGAUUAAAUUUAUUCCACAUCAUGUAGGUGAGUUUGUGCGCUUUUUGCAAGGCACCGACCGAGCUUGAUGCUUCCAUAUUUUCCGCCUCGGAUCUUCUAAACAAUCCGUCCGUGCUCGAUGAAAAUUGAAAAUGUUGAUCGAUAUAUGCAGGUGUUAUCUUAUAGCAUGUGUAUUUUAUUUUAUUUUAUUCUCAAUGUAUGUGUGUGUAAAAGUGGAUGCAUCAAAUUAGUUGGUGCAUGUCUUCAGCUACUCGUAUUAUGUAUUUGGAGAAUGCUUUGUACCCUUUUAAAACUUUAUUUAUUUAUGUAUUUGGAGAAUGCUUUGUACCCUUUUAAAACUUUAUUUAUUUAUUUAUUUGGAGAAUGCUUUGUACCCUUAAAACUUUCUUUAUUGGCUAAAA